Messenger RNA from Pseudonaja textilis, 7119 nucleotides. RefSeq names its product zDHHC palmitoyltransferase 5 (gene ZDHHC5). Gene Ontology annotation, molecular function: palmitoyltransferase activity. Lineage: Eukaryota; Metazoa; Chordata; Lepidosauria; Squamata; Elapidae. Gene Ontology annotation, biological process: protein palmitoylation. The record is from RefSeq and is a predicted model, not a curated record. Gene Ontology annotation, cellular component: plasma membrane.
GCGCCUUACUUCCCGUGCUGGUGUUUCUUGUGACUGCUUGGGCCGAGCGACCGAUCGAGUGCUUGGUUUCCCGGGGCGGCAGCUACGGAAGGGACGGCGCUGGCGGGUAAAAAGAAGAGUUCCAGAUAUCAUUUUUUUUUAAAUGAUGUGAAGAUUAUUAAAGCAAAUAUGAAUAAAGACUAAUAUUAUAUGUCAUAGAAGUGUGACAGUGGAUCAGUCUGAGCAGACAAAAUGUUGUAGGACAUAAGUUUGGAAGAAGACUGCAUUUUUGUUUUCUGUCAAUUGUUUUAUUUUUAUGACAAUCUUUGAAAAUUGUGAGGCUUCCAGUUCUGGAUUUACUCUCUGUAAAAUUGAAGCAAAACUUAUUUCUAUUUUAAAGAAGCAAAACUUACUUUCUAUUUUUAAAAGUAAAAAGUAUAUUUAUUAAGGGUUUAAGAAGACUAAAACAGGACCAAUCCUCAGUUUGCUCCUCACAAUUCCUCUGGAAGAAAAAGGAUUUUCAGCUCAGCCUUCUACCAGCUGUUAUUAGGAUUUAGCAUUCAAGAGAAAAAUAAAUGCAAGCAACUGCCACUCAGCCCUAGUUUCUGAUGAAAUCAAGGGGCAGGGUUCUAACCCUGGGAGAAAAGAGCAUUCUAGAGGCAGAAAAACAUGUGUUCUAGACUAGCAUAUUUACCAGUAAUGUAACUAUCCCUAAACAUCACCCACAAUACAUUGCUUUAUCUUGAAAACAGAUUAGAAAGGGAAAACUCUGCCUCGAAAAUUAUUGUGCAAUUUCUGAAAAUAAUAAUGAAGUAAUAAUACAUCAAAAACCAUUGGAGCUUAUAUCUAGUACAACAUUUUUCUUGGAAUUUUUGUCCAAUCCAUCUUCUCAUCUUGCACUAAAAAUUCCAAUCCAGCUGCAGUUUUCUGCCUUAUUGAACUAUUUUUUUCAUCUUCAGAAGGUGAUAUUCUCCAGAAACUACAUGGCGACUACUUUUUCCAGAAUUUAGUUUUAUGUUAUUAUUUUUCGAAAGGAAUCUUGGGAUUAGGUUUAUUAUUCUCCUGAUUGGAUCUUGUUCUGUUCAUUUAAUAAUUCUAUCCAGAUUUAUUUAUUUUUUGAUCAAUGCCAUCUUGAAUUAUAAUUGUGAAUAAGAUCUGGCUCUUAACAGACAAAUUGGAGAACUUGGACAAUCUUUUAAGCUUUCCCCUGAUUUCUUGUUUUGUUUUGUAUUUUGAGAAAGCUUCUUUCCCUAAUUUUCUUACCCUUCUUGACUCCUGUUGGGCCUGGGCUAUGCUGCAGGGCAGAUCAUCCACCAAAGCUCCAACAUGCCAGCAGCAUCUGGAAAGAGAUUCAAACCUAGCAAGUAUGUCCCGGUAUCAGCUGCUGCAAUCUUCUUAGUAGGAGCCACCACUCUCUUCUUCGCUUUUACGUGUCCAGGACUCAGCAUUUACAUCUCCCCAAUCAUACCCAUUUACAAUGCUGUGGUCUUCCUUUUUGUGCUGGCCAACUUCAGUAUGGCCACUUUCAUGGAUCCUGGCAUAUUCCCCAGAGCUGAAGAAGAUGAGGAUAAGGAGGAUGAUUUCCGAGCUCCCCUAUACAAAACUGUGGAAAUAAAGGGUAUUCAAGUACGCAUGAAAUGGUGUGCAACAUGCAGAUUCUACCGGCCACCACGCUGCUCCCAUUGUAGUGUCUGUGAUAACUGUGUGGAGGAAUUUGACCAUCACUGUCCAUGGGUGAACAACUGCAUAGGAAGACGCAAUUAUCGCUACUUCUUCCUGUUCCUGCUCUCACUUACAGCUCACAUCAUGGGUGUGUUUGGUUUCGGUUUACUGUAUGUCCUAUAUCAAGUGGAAGAACUCUCUGGAAUCCGUAUGGCUGUUACUAUGGCCGUGAUGUGUGUGGCUGGUUUGUUCUUUAUUCCUGUGGCUGGCCUUACAGGUUUCCAUGUGGUACUAGUAGCCAGAGGUCGCACUACCAAUGAACAAGUUACAGGCAAGUUCCGAGGUGGAGUAAACCCAUUUACCAAUGGCUGCUGUAAGAAUGUCAGUCGUGUUCUCUGCAGCUCUCCAGCUCCCAGGUAUCUUGGGCGGCCAAAGGGAGAACAGACUGUAUUAGUGAGGCCUCCAUUCUUACGGCCAGAAAUAUCAGACGGACAGGUUGCUAUGAAGAUCAUGGAUAAUGGUAUCCAGGCUGAACUGAAGAGAACAAAGUCCAAAGGAAGCCUUGAAGUAACAGAGAGCCAGUCUGCUGAUGCUGAACCACCACCGCCACCCAAACCAGAUCUCAGCCACUACACAGGUCUGAGGACACAUUUAACUCUGGCCACCAAUGAGGAUAGCAGUUUGCUAAAUAAGGACAGCCCUCCAACUCCAACCAUGUAUAAGUAUCGACCUGGCUAUACUAGCAGCAGUGCUUCAGCUGCAAUGCCUCACUCCACCAGUGCCAAGCUAAGUCGAGGAGACAGUCUGAAGGAGCCAACGUCUAUUGCUGAAAGCAGCCGAAACCCCAGCUACCGCUCAGAACCAAGCCUGGAGCCAGAAAGUUUUCGAUCACCCACUUUUGGCAAGAGUUUCCAUUUUGAUCCUCUAUCCAGUGGUUCCCGCUCCUCCAGCCUCAAGUCAGCUCAAGGCACAGGCUUUGAAAUGGGCCAUCUUCAGUCAAUCCGCUCCGAAGGCACUACUUCCACAUCUUACAAGAGCUUGGUGAACCAGACACGCAAUGGGAGUUUGUCGUAUGACAGUCUUCUCACACCCUCUGAUAGCCCUGAUUUUGAGUCUGUGCAGGCAAGUUCAGAGCCAGACCCACUCAUGGGAUACACUUCUCCUUUUCUUUCAGCCCGUAUUGCUCAACAGCGGGAGGCUGACUUGCACAGUCGUUUUCCAAGCUCGGGUUCACCCAAGCACCAGCAACCUCGUGAUUCUUCCCCCGUCCGCUAUGACAAUCUUUCGCGCCAUAUUGUGGCUUCCAUGCAGGAACGGGAGAAGUUGCUACAGCAGUCAUCUAUGCCACCACCCCUGGCCAAAGAGGAAGAUACAGGCCUAGGGGACUCUGGGAUACAGUCUACACCGGGGUCCAGCAAUGCCCCACGAACGAGUUCCUCUUCGGAUGAUUCAAAACGUUCACCUUUGGGCAAAAACCCGCUUACCCGCCCAGUGGCACCUCGCUUUGGCAAACCAGAAGCACCACAUGCACUUAGAAUGCGCGCGCUGGGCUCACCCGACCAGCUUUCAUCCUCUCACAUGGGCAAAUCUAUGUCUUACAGCAGCCAAAAACAGUCGCCUCAGGCUGUCGUCCCAGAGACUGAGGAGGUGGCCUUGCAGCCUUUACUGGCACCAAAAGACGAGGUGCAGAUGAGACCCUCUUACAGCAAGUCUAAUGGACAGCCCAGGACUCUGGGCUCAACCUCACCCAUCCCUGGCCAGCCACCUCUCAACAGUCCCACUCGAGGAGGAGUCAAGAAAGUCUCUGGAGUGGGGGGGACCACAUAUGAGAUUUCUGUAUGAGGAGCUGAUCUCCCCACUGUCUACUCCUCUUUGGCUGAUUUCCAUGCGUCCUGUCCCUGAUGAGCGGGUGGCAUGGACGUUGCUCGGCAAAUGGUUGCUCCAUCACGUGCAUGGACUUUUAAAAAUAAAGAAAUAAAUCCAGGUUUCGGUAGGUGGGAGAACAGAGGGGACAAUAAAACUAAACUACCGGAGAGAGUUUCUAAACACUACAAUGGGAUCUCGGCCUUGCUCACCUCCACAGCCUGCACUCUUCCCUCUCAGUCACCAAGGGACUGCGGUUUGUCGCACACUGCCGAGAGUGAAGGGGAAGACUUGGUGUCAGCCUCCUCGCACAGAAGAGAGUGCAGGCUGUAGCCUGUCUUGCUACCAACAGAACAGUUAAAUUUGUGGACCUUGUGCAAUCGCUCGCCUAGUGCGCUAGGGGUUGAUCAUUUUUAAUUUUUUUUUAUUAUUACUACGGAUUCUAUAUUUUUCCUCUUCUGAGUUACUGGGUGUGUGUAUAUAUAAAUAUCUAUAAAUAUAUAAAUAUAAAAAGAAAAAGAAAUUAUAUCUACCCAUAAGUAAGGGAGGCAGGCCUAGUCAUAUGUCAUCAGCUGGGCCUAAGGAAACCAUGUAUAAGCCACAUUCAGGAGAAUCUGGUGGGAUAGAGCAGAAUAGCCAUUUGGUUCACUUUCAGUGAAAACCACCGCAAAACCACUACCCCAGUAGGGCUGAAGAAAUGCCAGUACGACAUUUGAUCUGGCUUGGUCAUCUCUGUCUCUGGCCAAGCAUGAACAGGCGGAUUUGUUCCAGGAGGGAGCUUACAAAGGCACCACGUGGUAUCUACUAUCUUUGGGUUGUGGUGUUGAAAAUUUUCCCACGAUUUUUUUUUUUCCUGAAGAUCUUGGAGGGUUUAGGAAAACUAGGGAAAAAUUUGGGUUCAUACUUUUUCAAUAUCCAGACAAAUCUCUUUCCGAAUGAUGCCCAGAGAGCAAAGGUUGUUCUCUCUAAACCAGGAAGCAUGUGAAAUAUUCAUUAUGUAUCAUUACAGCCUUGGAUUAAGGUGCUAAAUGGAAAGGGUAGCAGUGGGCCCGAGUCCCUUGUGUGGAGAUAUUAUUUACAUUUGGUAAAUCCUCCCAAGUGGUUUCCUGUGUUUUUUACCUUGCUUUUAUGAAAUGCUCCAUGUGAAUUUCUUGUGGUGGCACAGUUCUUUAUUACCAAACUGGGUAAGAGAAAGAAAAGAGAGAGAAAAAAACUAACCAAAAAGCAAUAUUUUUUCAUAUGCCAAAAAUCUCUCAUCACAUGUAAAAGCCCAUGGCAGUAGAAAUCAGUAACCCAAGAAUCCAACGGUCUAAGUCUCUACUGAAUCUUUCUCUAUGGCAAUAGCUAAACUGUGGCCUCCGUUAAUCCACACUUUUAUUUUUAUUAUGACUAGCCAUUUUAAAAUGAGGAAUAAAAGAAUACAAUGAGCCACUUCCUCUAUUCUUGUGUAGUUUUUAUUUUGUUAACUGGAACACAUGUGGAUAGUGGUCAUCAGUGUUGAUUCCAGUGGGCCCAGAAUUGUUCAGUUGAUCACUAGUUUCUGGAGUUUGGCCACUGUAACUGCAGCCAUUCUGCUAAUUCAGAAGGUUUUCUUGAACAGGUAAGUGAGCACUAUGCAUUGUAACAUUUACAACCCAAGAAUUACAGUGUCAAUUAUGAAGUAACCUGGGAUUUAUAAACCGGAUUAUAGAUCUUGGUUCAGAUAGUUUCUAAUUGCCUCAGGGGUUAGGCCCCUAAUGGGUAUUUUUCAGGUAAUAGGUUUUGUCAGUUUAGUGCUUCUAGAUCUGUUACAUUCAUCCCUAGAGAACAUAGCAGUUAAUUACAAUGAUAGGGAUUUAGGAUGGUGGGACGCAGCUCUGGUACAAGAUUACUCACCCCCUACAUCUAAAAAUGCCUUUCUAACUCCCAGUGAGAAAACCUGUCAAGCACUGUUCAAGAUGCUUCUCUAUUAAAUCUGGCUUCACCUCACUUCAGACUCUAAUCCUAUUUAGAGGUUAUUUCUGUUAGGAAAAUACAAUGCUAAUUUAUAUGUAGGAGAGAAACCCUGCUCAGCCAAGUAAGUUUUUAAGACUUUAGAAUACAAAUGAGAUAAUACCAAAGAGUCUUAUGGCACAUUAAAAUAACAAACCUCUUGUGACAUAAGGUCUUAGGAGGCAUUUUUCAAAUCCAAAUCAAAUUGAGGAUAAAAUUAAGCAGUCCCAGUAGGAAAAGGGAGAAGCAAAACAAAAACUAUGGAAGAAUCUAGAAAUUCUCCAGUCUAUUUUUUUGGUGCCAGUGAAAAGUUUCUUCCUUUAAGGCUCACCUUUUCCCCAGGAAUUCACGGUGACACAUAUUACAUUCCUCUGAAUCCACACCAGCAAAUUUGUGAGUGAGUGUCCCAGAGUCACCCCACUGCAGCUCAGAAUACAUAUUUACUGUAUGAAUACAUACUGUAUGGAGUUUUCUGAUCCUUUGGUGGCACUUUUAACAAUUACAAGUUGUCCUCAACAAAUCCAUAGAGUUCUGACUGUCGGUAACCUGCCCAUUUGUACUCUUACGAUAGUGAUCUGGAUGCUUGGCAACCUGUUCACACUUAAAACUGGUUGCGAAGCACUCUGUGAUCACAUAAUGGCUAUUUGCAAGCUAUCCUGCUGGUUUCCUUAGAAAGCCAGUCUGGAAGUUGGCAGGCGGGUUACAAGUCUCCAUCUAUGGACCUUCCCUGACCCACAGCACAUCUUAGCAUUUUCUUCCACUCUUGUGUGAUUCUCAUUACAUGCACCCCAUGCACCUUCCAUGAACAGCACUGUGCCUCUUGCACAUCCAACCUGCGGAUUGCCUCUCGCCUGUUCAUACGUCGUUCUCAACCCACAUGUGUGACUCUAGUGUACCUUCCCCAACCAUUCCCCACAUCCUUGCACAUACUCUUGCUCUUUCCUCCAGCCUGCAGGCCUGGGACUUGCAGCUUCCUGACAGAUUUCCCAUUGACUUUGAUUGUAGGAACCAUCAGGAAGUUGCCUUACUUAACGGUCAUGGGAUUCAGUUAAUAACAUCAGCUGUGACUGGGGAUUACCAUCCCCGAAUGAUGUCAUACUUUAUGGCUGCAUUGUUCAACAGAAAUUCUGGUCUCACUUCCCAUCGUAAGACAAGGACUAACUGUACACCACCUUGCCUUCCCACUGACACCAGUGAGAUUUUAUCUUCUAAUUUAAACAAUAUGUGGGCUAAAUUAUUUUUGUUGGGACCAUAAACAAAAAAUAGAUUUCCUUACAGUGCAGGCAUAUUUUUGACCCCACUGUGGCUAAUUACACAUGGAAAAUAUGCAAAUCUGUUGAUUAGGAAUUUCUGAUUAUUCAUGUAAUUUAACCUUAGUUCUGAACCAAGGGUUAACUAACUACAUUAUAAGUGAAAAAAAUAGGUUUUGAAAGCACAAUUUCUGUUGAGAGCAAAAUUCACUCAGAAUACUAAAAAUGUGAACUUGAAACAAUCAAACGCUAUAUAACCUCAUUCACCAAACAUCUUUAAAAAGUGAUUAACUAGGUAAUGUGAGACAGAAAAGUGCUAAAAUUAAAUGAAUUUUCUUUGAAUGGUUUGGUGAAUGAUUGCAGAAAUCUAGAGGAAGGGAAUGUGCAUGUAUAA